This is a messenger RNA of Xyrauchen texanus (razorback sucker), 1002 nucleotides long. RefSeq names its product insulin gene enhancer protein ISL-1-like. Gene Ontology annotation, biological process: neuron fate specification; axonogenesis; positive regulation of transcription by RNA polymerase II. Lineage: Eukaryota; Metazoa; Chordata; Actinopteri; Cypriniformes; Catostomidae. The coding region runs from base 1 to 1002 and encodes 333 amino acids. The transcript is spliced from 6 exons. Gene Ontology annotation, molecular function: cis-regulatory region sequence-specific DNA binding; DNA-binding transcription factor activity, RNA polymerase II-specific. Gene Ontology annotation, cellular component: nucleus. The record is from RefSeq and is a predicted model, not a curated record.
AUGGAAGAUCUACUGAAAAGAACUAAGCCGACUUCAUAUUGCGUGGGUUGUGGGUAUCAGAUUCUGGAUCAGUUCAUCCUGCGGGUUUUCCCUGAUCUGGAUUGGCACGCGGAGUGUCUGAAGUGCGCAGAGUGCCAUCAACAUCUGGAUGAGUCCUGCACGUGCUUCAUCAGAGAUGGAAAAACCUUCUGUAAAGACCACUACAGCAGAUUUUGCACCAUUAAAUGUGCAAAAUGCCACACUGUCUUGACCAGAAACAUGUAUGUCAUGCGAACACGAAUGAACGUUUAUCAUUCUCAGUGUUUUCGAUGUGAGAGCUGCAAUCGUCAAUUACUCCCUGGAGAUGAGUAUUUUAUGCGGGACAGCCAACUGCUCUGUACGGACCAUCAAAAGCACUCCAAUAGAUUAAUGGGUACUUCAAAUAAACCACAUCACAAAUCUUUGGACACUGUUGAUAUGUCUGAUGACAUCAAAUCCACAUCACAGUUCAGUCCUCCCUGGUCUUCAAUGCAGAGGAGGUCAGAGAGGGCUACCCGCGUGAGGACGGUUCUCAGCGAGUCCCAACUCCGCAUGCUACAGACCUGUUACAGUGCUAAUCCUAGACCCGAUGCCCUCAUGAAAGAACAGCUAGUGGAAAUGACAGGCCUCAGCCCCCGGGUCAUUCGAGUCUGGUUCCAGAACAAGCGAUGCCAAGAUAAGAAAAGGUGUCUAAUGAUGAGACACACACAGAAGCAGCUUGAGGGCUGCCUGGAUAUUUCUGAGGAGCCUCUACUGAUUGCCUGUCCAGAGAGUCAGGACAGUGCCAUGUUCAUAAGCCCACCUUGGAAACUACUCACCUGCUUUAUUGAGCACAAGGGUGCUGACCACCAAUCAUAUCAGCAAGUGCUUUCUUUACACAAGGACGAUCCCUGUUCUGCUGGAAGAGAAGUUGUGUCAAUAUCAGCUCAGUUACCCGAGACACCCAACAACCUAGCUGCUAGUUCUACUGGAAUGAAUGAGUAA